Messenger RNA from Trichoplusia ni (cabbage looper), 2951 nucleotides. RefSeq lists its product as uncharacterized. Bases 347 to 2836 code for a protein of 829 amino acids. The transcript has 17 exons. Lineage: Eukaryota; Metazoa; Arthropoda; Insecta; Lepidoptera; Noctuidae. The record is from RefSeq and is a predicted model, not a curated record. Gene Ontology annotation, biological process: signal transduction.
UUAUUAGAUCCAAGACAGAAAUAAAUACAUUUCCAUGUAGUGACAAUAAUAAGUCAGUAUUAAAACUCCUCGUGCUGUCGAUUCUGAUUGAGUCAGCUCAUUGGUUUAACACUCCGGGGCUCAAUUGGUUAUCGGCGGGCGUUGUGCAACUACUCAUACGGUACCGGAAGAUACACAUUGGAUAGGAUUGAGUCGUGAUAGCGCGCAGAGAGUACACGCAUCAAAAUUUUUUCUCCCAAAAAUUUUAAAGGCAAAUUUUUUUUAUAAGAGAUUAAGGUCACACAGAAGCGUUUGGACUGUGGAUAAUAUUGUGUUGGAAGUGGAAAAGAAUAUGUAAUAAAAGAAAAUGAAGAAUACUAUAAAAAGAAGAGUGUCAACGGACUCUGGUCCAGUGUGUUGCAAAAAACUAUCAGUGUUGGCAUGUACCUGUGCCGUGAUUUCGUUACUCGUGCAAACUUAUAAUUAUGUCGAUAAUAGUGAAGUGAAUUUCGAUUUAGAAGCUAGGAAAUUAAUGAAGAAUGUUCUAGAAGAAAGAAUAGAAGAGAAAAUUGAGUCGUACCUGUUAGAGAUUAGUGGGAGUACCUCGCAUCGACUAAAAAGGGAAGCUAUGUUGAAGCAAUCUGUGAACCAAGAAGACAAUACGGUCACUCCUCAUGUGGAGUUCUUUAACCCUAAAAUGCGAGCAGAGUUAGAAGAGAAGGACGCUACGGAAAUGAGAAGGACUGGGGCAAAAGGACCAGCGCCAGGAGGUGACACCUGGGUCUGGCUCACUAGCUAUUCUAGGGUUCCAUACAAAGUAGUCCAAGGAUUUUGCAAAGCAACGCAAGACUACUGCCCGCCCGGUGUUCAGGGACCGAAAGGACCAACAGGCUCUCCUGGUCCGAAGGGUGAGAGAGGAGAUUCUGGUGCUCCGGGCACACCAGGGCAUGCAGGGGCUAGGGGACCAGUAGGACCUCCCGGACCUAAAGGUGAACGAGGAUUCCCUGGCAACCCAGGAUUAGAUGGCCGUGACGGUGUGCCAGGUGAACCGGGUCUCGAUGGAAUGUCGGGUCGUAACGGUGCUGAUGGAGCUCCAGGGAAAGAUGGACGAGACGGUAUACCGGGGAAGGAUGGCAGUCCAGGGAAAAAUGGCAAGGAUGGAAAAGACGGCAGGGCCGGAGUACCAGGUCCUCAAGGCAUUAGAGGACCAAAAGGUGAUAAAGGACCAAUUGGAGCAAAAGGACAAAGAGGCAAUGAUGGCCGUGAUGGUGCUCCUGGCAGACCUGGGCUUUCCAUUUACAACUACACACUGGAGAAGGAACUGUUUAUACCACCCACUUUUGCACAGGACCAAACACGCGUCAUAGUCCGGGAAGGCGACACUCUCCGUAUUACCUGCAAUCCCAUGGGGAGACCUGAACCGACCGUGGAAUGGAGGAGAUUUGACGGCACUGCAGUUAUUCAAGGCUCAUGGCGAGACGCGUCAGUCAGCGGCAACGUAGUGAACAUUCCUAAUGUGUCACGUUGGCACACUGGCAAGUACGUGUGUUUGGCCAACAAUGGGAUGCUGCCCUCUGCCAACCAGACCACAGACGUUGAAGUUCAUUUUAGUCCCUACAUCCGCGUGCCAAACAAUGUUGUCUACGUAACUAACAAAACUGUGAAGAUUGAAUGCGAGAUUCAAGCGUGGCCUGAACCAGUUCUUGCGUGGGAGAUAGACGGCAUCACAGUCGAGGGCAUGAGGUACAAGACCGAAGUGGCGCAGACCCGCGACCCGUGGCGGUGGAUCAUGAGGCUGGAGAUCCCGGGAGUCAGGGACCACGACCUGCGCCAAUACAGCUGCGUAGCCAAAAAUGAACUUAAUAACAAGACUGUUAAGGGACAUAUUAAGUUGAUGAAUCCUGGUCCACACCACCAGAUCCCGGUACAGCAGCCGGUGGAGUACGGCUCGCUGCCCCCCGCGCUGACGUCAUACGAGGAGUUAUGCGAGGUGCAGCGCUGUCCCACCUGUCCUCGCUGCGACCGCGCUCAGCUGCUCAUAUCCACCAUGAAUGGAACUGCCGGGAUGAAGCCUAGGAGGAAUACUAAUUGCCAGCUGUAUGCGAUAGGAAAGCCAGUCUACCAUCGGUAUAAGGACGAGAUGUUUGGAGCUUGGCUCAGAGACUCCAAUGGUUCUGAGGCUCAGCGUGAGAAGUUAUGGACAACGCAAGAGACGGAUGUGGAGCGCCUCAGAGAAUACCGGACGAAGGCAAGCUUCAAGGCUGACCAUGUUGACGAGUAUCACAAACUACAGAAGCCUUUCUUUGGCAACGGCCACAUCGUCUACUCCGGGUCGUUUUUCUACCAGGCGAAUGAGUCUGGUAACCCUGGUGACAUCAUCCGCUACGACCUCACUCAGAGCCGGAUCAAGUCCGUGCAGUUGCCUCAUGCCGACGGAAGACUGUAUACCGCACAGCACAACCAGGUAGACUUCAGUGCAGACGACAAUGGUCUCUGGGCGAUCUACUCAAUUGAGAGAUCAAAUAACACCGCUGUGGCUAAGCUCAGCUUCGAUCCAAGUAAAGAUGGUUUGAACAUAGACUACAUUUGGAACAUAUCUUUAAAUCACAAGCAAAUGGGAGAAAUGUUCAUAGUGUGUGGGGUGCUAUAUGCGUUGGACUCGGCGACCGAGCGAGAGAGCAAGGUCUCUGUGGCCAUAGACCUGUACCUCAACAAGCAGGUGGAGGUCGCUCUGCAGUUCACGAACCCCUUCCGGAAAACCACGCAGCUUGGAUAUGAUCAUAUGCAUAAGGAGCUGUAUUCUUCAGAUCGGGGCAAUCAGCUCACAUACCCUGUGAGAUAUAACGAACUGCCAUGACACAAUAUUCAUCUAAGACCAUAAGAAUAUCAACUAAACACAUAUUUAGUGAAAAUUAACAUCAAUGUAAAAUAUUUUUUAUACUUAUUUUUCAAGUACAUAUUCUUAAAUAAGA